AUGGCUCAGCGCGCAUAUCGCCAGCGUAAGGAGUCUGCCAUUGAUGUUCUGAAGCAAAAGGUUGAAGAACUAGAGCGGUCGAAGGAAGAUAUGGGGAGGGAGUUUAUUAACUUCACUUCUGUUAUUCUUGAGCAAGAUACUGUCAAGAACAAUCCGCAGAUCAUCGAGCAUAUUAAGCAGACCACUAUAAGCUUGCUCUCCAGCGCUCGAGAAGUAGAUGAGAACGAGAGGCCUGACUUUCCAGGUGGGGAGCAGAAUGGCCUUCUCAACGAUGUCCCUCUCGAGGUCUCACCUGAUCUCACGCCACCACUCCCACAGUCCCAGGGCUUCGACUUUCCCAUGAUGGAUGGCAUGGACUACACCACCAACCCAAUCGAUCCCAUGCUCUCCCAGCAACGGUCCAAUUCCGAUUCGACACCACACUCCUUCGAUACAACCUCCUACUUCCAGCUUCCCACCACCCAAGCGCCCUUCUACGACAUGACCUACCAACUCCCCGGAUCAACAUGGGACUCUACCCUCCCUAACCCCCGGUCCUACGCAAGCCAAGAGCUAAACUUUGGCCGGCGGUACCACAGAGCCUCUCAGGAAGCGGCGUAUCUCCUAGCAUCGAUGAGAUAUGCGCCUCCCGCGUGGUAUCGAAAGGUCUUUGGGUUCUGCAUGCAUUUUGAAACGAGGGAGGAGAUAUGUAGUCGCAUUGGUGAGACGCUGCGCAAGUCGAGGGAGGCUACGCUUAAUAAUUGGAAGUUUCCUUUUACUAAUGUUGGUGGUGCUGGGACUUUCUUUCCUGAGCAGGGGUACGGUGGAGGUGAUAUGCCGAUUGGUAAUAGGUCACUGGAGCAUGAGGCGUACAGACCAUCUGAGAUGUCAGGUUUCUCUAUGGGGCCUUUCGGUCCAUCGGUCGAACAGAUCAGAGAUCUACGCUUGAACCCGCAAUUACGCAUCAUUGAUCCAGAGUAUGAUGGAGAUUUCUUUGAUUCAGAUGAGAUCGAGAUCUGUCUCCGCGGCUACGGCGUGACUAUUCCAGCGGGCAAAGACUUCGUUACAGCAUACAUCGACAUGAGCAUGUUUGAGAGAACAUCAGAUUCAGAGACGAGCUCUGGUCCCACCACACCUCCGGAUAUGCCAGGUAAUGGUAACUUCGUGGAGGAAGAUCUAGAAAGUGACGAGCCCCCUUCGUUUUCGUGCCCCGCUGGUUUGAUGGGUAUGGCAAUGGGAGCCAUGCCACCGCCACCGAAGGGUAAAGGACCUGGGGAGCAGUGGAAGGAGCCUACUAAACGGGAGACAAAGGUCAAGAUUGAUGUUGAGAGACUUAUUAUGUGCCUCGUCAACUCGACUGUGUGUCUCGGAAGGACACCCGCCGUUCGUCCUAUGGACAUCCGUAAGUCGUUGAAGAUGUCUAUCAUUGAAGAAAACUAG
Messenger RNA from Fusarium musae, 1419 nucleotides. RefSeq lists its product as uncharacterized. Gene Ontology annotation, molecular function: DNA-binding transcription factor activity. The transcript is spliced from 2 exons. NCBI's taxonomy places the organism in Eukaryota, Fungi, Ascomycota, Sordariomycetes, Hypocreales, Nectriaceae. Gene Ontology annotation, biological process: regulation of DNA-templated transcription. The record is from RefSeq and is a predicted model, not a curated record. Bases 1 to 1419 code for a protein of 472 amino acids.